AUGAAUGCUCAAGAGCUGGCCAGCUACUUCGCCGAUGCCCCGCCAAGUGUCGUGAGGCUCGAGAUCGCCAAGCACUUUGAGGCCCUGACAGACAAGCAGAAGCGCUAUGCCCACUUCAUAAGCCAAGCUUCCUUCGCGGGAAACCGCAUUGUCUUGAGACAGGUGUCUCCUGAAGCUGAGUCCAUCUAUGACUUUAUCAUUGCUUUGCACAAGAGCUCGGGUGGUGACUGGAAGGCGCUGGCUGAGAAGGCUGGCGUGUCGGAGGCUGAUCUCAACUCAUUUCUUGAGUAUGCUGCUCAGUUUCUCGGCAACAGCGGCAACUACAAGAGCUUUGGUGACUCCAAGUUUAUCCCCCGUGCCUCCGAAGCCUCCUUUGCUGCACUUGCAGCUACCUCCCCGGAGGCUGAAAGUCAUUACAAAGCCACAAAUGGUGCCAUCUUCUCGGCAGACAAGCCUGGUCUGCUUCACCUCGGAUACACCGACGAGGGUCACCUGACCACCUAUUAUCCUGACUCCCCGGACAUUACCAAGGAAGAGAUCGCCGCAGUCGCAUUGUGGAUGGAGAAGAAGGGCCUACUGCCAGAGAACACCCGCCUCCGGAAGACUAAGGACGGGGUUUUCGAGCUUCUGAUCGCCUCUGCUGUGACCUCAGUGCCCAGCGAAGGUGGUGACAUUGGAAAAGACACUGAGUAUAAGCUCGACGAUGGCAAGACUGUACGACUUGUUUACGGCGAUUACUCUAAGGAGAUGGCAGCAAUCGCCAGAAAUAUCAAGAAGGCCGCAGAGAAUGCAGAGAAUGAGACAGAGGAGAAGAUGCACCUUGCGUACGCCAAGUCAUUUGCCGAUGGAUCUCUUCUUGCGUUCAAGGACAGCCAAAGAUAUUGGAUCAGGGACAAGGGGCCGAUGGUUGAGUGUAACAUCGGAUUCAUCGAAACCUAUCGUGACCCGGCAGGUGUUCGAGGAGAAUGGGAAGGCUUUGCUGCAGUUGUCAAUCAGGAGAGAACUCGUGCCUUUGGCGAGCUGGUUAGAUCUGCACCCUCACUCAUCCCUCUGCUUCCCUGGAAUAAGGACUUUGAGAAGGAUAAGUUCCUCUCGCCCGAUUUCACCUCCCUUGAGGUUCUUACAUUCUGUGGAUCCGGCAUUCCCGCAGGCAUCAACAUUCCCAAUUACGAUGAUAUUCGACAAUCAGACGGUUUCAAGAACGUCUCAUUGGGCAAUGUCCUUAGUGCAAAAGCUCCUAAUGAGAAGAUUCCUUUUAUUAGGGACGAGGAUUUGGAGGUGUAUCAGAAGUAUCGUGACGGCUCCUUCGAAGUUCAAGUUGGCCUCCAUGAGCUCACAGGCCACGGUUGCGGCAAGCUUCUGCAAGAAACAUCCCCUGGAGAGUUUAACUUCGACAAAGAAAAUCCGCCGGUGAGCCCUCUCAGCAACGAACCCGUCAAGACCUGGUACAAACCGGGCCAGACCUGGGGUUCCGUAUUUGGUGGGCUGGCUGGGGCCUACGAAGAGUGCCGUGCAGAACUCGUUGCAAUGUAUCUGAGCUGCGAGUUCCCUGUUCUCAAAAUCUUUGGCUUCGGUGACGGCAGCGUUGACAUCGAUGGUGAAGCAGGUGAUGUGCUUUACUCUUCUUAUCUGAGUAUGGCUCGAGCCGGUUUGGUAUCGGUAGAGUACUGGGACCCCAAGUCGCAGAAAUGGGGACAGCCCCAUUGCCAGGCUCGAUUUUCGAUCCUGAAGUGCUUCCUGGAAGCCGGUGAUGACUUCUGCAAAUUGGAAUACCAGGCUGAAGAUUUGUCGGAUUUGAAGAUCAAGCUUGACAGGUCCAAGAUCUUAACUACAGGUCGCAAAGCUGUUGGCGAGUAUCUUCAGAAGCUGCAUAUCUACAAGUCGACAGCAGAUGUUGAGACGGGCUCCAAGUUCUUUAGUCAUAUGUCAGGCGUUGGCCUUGAGUACUGGGGCUCUAAAGUCAGGAACGUCGUCUUAGCAAACAAACAGCCGAGGAAGGUCUUUGUGCAGGCGAACACCUACUUAGAUGAGGCAACUGGGGAGGUGACUUGCAAGCAGUACGAUCCGUCGCCAGAGGGUCUGAUUCAAAGCUGGGUUGACAGGGAGUCGUGA
Messenger RNA from Phaeoacremonium minimum UCRPA7, 2112 nucleotides. RefSeq names its product putative dipeptidyl-peptidase 3 protein. Gene Ontology annotation, cellular component: cytoplasm. Gene Ontology annotation, biological process: proteolysis. Gene Ontology annotation, molecular function: metalloexopeptidase activity; dipeptidyl-peptidase activity. Bases 1 to 2112 code for a protein of 703 amino acids. Lineage: Eukaryota; Fungi; Ascomycota; Sordariomycetes; Togniniales; Togniniaceae. The transcript is spliced from 3 exons. The record is from RefSeq and is a predicted model, not a curated record.